AUGAAAGAAGCCUUCUCCACCCCACUGCAAGGCUACGAUGCCCUACGCAUCCUUACGCAGAUCUUCUCUUUCCAAACCAUCCACUACCUCAUUCUGGCUACACUUCUGCCGCCGUUUCUCGCGAUCUUUGCCGAAACGUCUUCGUUGAUGUUCGAAGGUGGACCUACUCAGGUGGGGAUGGUGUUUGACUGGAGACAGCUUGCGGGACAACCGACGUAUGAUUGGGUUGCACCGAAAUCCAGUGACUCCAAAGGAUGGUUGGAGGAUGGGCAAUCUGGGUCAGAGGAGGGGGAGAUUGUCAUUGAUCCCGCUGUGCUGGUGAGGUGGAAUUUGGACAACGUUUGGUUGGAUGAAUCGAUAUCGGGUGAUACGUUACAGGGGAAGGUGUUGGAUCACGAUGAUGUUCUUCGAUUCAAGACCACCAACACCUCUUCUCCUUCCCCCUACAAGUCUGACGACACCUCACCAACAAUAACCGUCCAACAAGCCCUCGAACACUGGGAAUACUCGCACACACGCGACUCCCACCGCUCCACAACCCUCAUCUUCACCUGGCUCCUCACCAUCCCCCUCGACAUCCUCCUCCUAGUAUACCUCGUCCGUCGUCCAACUCACAUCCUGGACCACGCCCUCACUUUUCACCUCCUCAAUUUUGCCAUUUCGACAUGGUACACAGGUGCAGUACCAAAAGGUCUAAAAUGGUGGUUGACAAUGUUGAUACAUGCCGGUGUGUUGGUCGUCUGGAGCGAACAGUUGGCGAUCAAGAGAGAGAUGGGAAGGAGUGUAGGGUAUGGGUUGGUGGGGAUGGGGAUGGGGGACGAGGAGAUGGGAGGGGGAGGGAGAGAGGCGGGAAGUAAGAUCUUUGACGUGGAGGAGGAGAGCGAGCGGUUCGAAAUGAAACCCUUGUGA
This is a messenger RNA of Pseudozyma hubeiensis SY62, 909 nucleotides long. RefSeq lists its product as hypothetical. The coding region runs from base 1 to 909 and encodes 302 amino acids. The transcript has a single exon. Gene Ontology annotation, biological process: Golgi to endosome transport; protein localization to Golgi apparatus; Golgi to plasma membrane protein transport. Gene Ontology annotation, cellular component: trans-Golgi network; Golgi membrane. The record is from RefSeq and is a predicted model, not a curated record. NCBI's taxonomy places the organism in Eukaryota, Fungi, Basidiomycota, Ustilaginomycetes, Ustilaginales, Ustilaginaceae.